Molecule: messenger RNA, 621 nt
Organism: Aureobasidium subglaciale EXF-2481
Lineage: Eukaryota; Fungi; Ascomycota; Dothideomycetes; Dothideales; Saccotheciaceae
Exons: 2
Coding region: 1-621 (206 amino acids)
Source: RefSeq, a predicted model, not a curated record
AUGGAUCCCUUCUCAGCUCCUUCGACGAACAUGCCGACUCUCUUAUCAGGCUUCAGUCGAGAUGAGGAAGCGAAUAUAACAGUCCACUGUCAUGACCGCACAUUCAAGAGUGUAGACGUCCUCGACGAUGCUACCGGACAGACUCUUUUCAGAGUCGAAAGUAAAGGCGCAACAUCUUUUAGCUGGCGAAGAGCAAUCUCUGACGGCACUGGUCGCAAGCUCUUCGAACUUCGUCAUAUGGGCUACGCAAUGAAGAACGACUGGGCUGUAGAGAAUGUUGAAGGCAAACGAAUCUGCUCACUGAAGCAUGUCAGUGGCAGUGCGGCACGGAAUCGGUCCAAUCUAGAUGCUGUGAUACAUAGCGAGUCUGCUGCUGACGACAUUGGCAACACGAUUGAGAUUCGCCCAAGAGACCGCGGAGCGCUUUCCACUGUGGUGCAGUACCAGGGUAUGAAGCUGGCAGACAUCCGGAACACAGAGGCCAACGAUGUUGGCUCGCUUGAGAAAAAAGGUCUUGAUCGCACGGUCUGGAAGGCACAUAUCAACAAGGGAGUGGAUGUCAGUCUCAUAUUGGUCGCCGUCUUGUGCCUUGCCGAGAUGGAGCACGUUUGGAGGCAAUGA